Messenger RNA from Solanum dulcamara, 631 nucleotides. RefSeq names its product E3 ubiquitin protein ligase DRIP1-like. Gene Ontology annotation, biological process: multicellular organism development. The record is from RefSeq and is a predicted model, not a curated record. Bases 89 to 631 code for a protein of 180 amino acids. The transcript has 4 exons. NCBI's taxonomy places the organism in Eukaryota, Viridiplantae, Streptophyta, Magnoliopsida, Solanales, Solanaceae.
UAUAAAAGUCAAUAAUGUAAUGGUUUAUUCUUCUUCCUUGUCAUUUUAUAAGUUUUAAUAAUACUUGCAAGAAAGGGAAGCUUGAGGUAUGGAGUCAUUUGGGGCAGGUAUUAAAAGAAGAUGUAUUUUUGAUGUAUUAAAAGAGCAACAAGGUGGCCAUCGUGAAGAGGAAAUAGAGCUCAGGUUAGGGUUAGGAGCGGGUACUGAUGAUGAUAUGAAAAUGGAGCAGCUGGCGUCUUCAUCAUCAGUUGUUUUGUGCAGUAAUACCUCAAUUCCACAUCGUUCCCCACCAGGACUAUGGUUCUCUUUACGCCCUUCAGCUAACCGGAAAGGGGAAGUUCUACCUCACCUUCCAAAAGCCUUUAUAAGAGUGAAAAACGAGAAGGUGACAGUCUUCAUGGUUAAAACCUACCUGGUUACAAAGCUUGGUCUCUCCAACGAAGCUGAGGUUGAGAUUUCAUGUAUGGGGCAGAAUUUGAUGCAUACUCUAACCCUGAAGCACGUACGUGAUGCUAUUUGGUUGCCAGGACUGAUACAAUUCUUGAAGUCAAAGACAGAAUUCAUAAAAAGUUCACAAGGAGCUAGUGUGAACUAUCUCAUGUCCUUAGACUAUAGCCGGACGUGCCUAUGA